This is a messenger RNA of Arabidopsis lyrata subsp. lyrata, 894 nucleotides long. RefSeq names its product dirigent protein 5. Lineage: Eukaryota; Viridiplantae; Streptophyta; Magnoliopsida; Brassicales; Brassicaceae. The coding region runs from base 117 to 665 and encodes 182 amino acids. The record is from RefSeq and is a predicted model, not a curated record. The transcript has a single exon.
UAUUCACACAGACUACAAAAUCCAAGUUGUAUAUAAACCCAUCACUCUUCUUCGUCAAUCUCACUCUCUCAUUUCCACUCUCACUUUUUCAUUGCAAAAAUAAACACAUUUUUAAUAUGGUCGGCCAAAUGAAAUCAAUUCUCUUCUUAUUCAUUUUCCUUGUUCUCUCAAAAACCGUCAUAUCAGCUAGAAAACCAUCCAAAUCGCAACCAAAACCGUGCAAAAACUUUGUCCUCUACUACCACGACAUAAUGUUUGGCGUCGACGACGUCCAAAACGCGACUUCUGCAGCCAUUACCAACCCGCCGGGCCUCGGGAAUUUCAAAUUCGGAAAACUCGUGAUCUUCGACGAUCCCAUGACCAUAGACAAAAACUUUCAAUCCGAACCUGUAGCACGUGCUCAAGGAUUCUAUUUCUACGACAUGAAGAACGAUUACAAUGCAUGGUUCGCGUACACACUCGUGUUCAACUCGACUCAACACAAAGGGACGUUGAACAUAAUGGGAGCAGAUCUUAUGAUGGUGCAGAGUAGAGAUUUGUCUGUGGUCGGAGGGACAGGCGAUUUUUUCAUGUCUCGAGGGAUUGUUACGUUUGAGACUGAUACCUUUGAAGGUGCUAAGUAUUUUAGGGUCAAGAUGGAUAUCAAACUCUAUGAUUGUUACUAAAAGAGACCAUUAAAUGGUUCCGGAGACCGAGAGAAAGAGAGGCUGAAUACUUUGAAACUUUUGAUAAUUGAAUAAGUUUAAGUACUUGUGUAACAAUAAUCUUAUAUUAUUUUAUAUUUUCUGUCUGAUUUGUGGUUUGGUGUAUUAUAUGAUUUGUUAUGUCAUAUGUGUUGUUUGAUAAAAACAAACACUGUGUUAUACAAUAUCAGAUUUUGAUUACUACUUAAAA